CGUCUAUCGACGACUGUUUCGUGUGUUUCAUUCACUGUAAGACUGAGGGAACCGGCGAUCAUUGGUGAGCUUGUGUGCCAUAAGCCAUACGUUCAGUCACUCAGUGUCUGAGUGUUUGUCUCAUCAAAGUGUAUGUCUUCAUGUCUGCCAACUCUCACACGACUGACCAUUACUUGCUGUCCACUAUCUGAUCACUGAUCACCACAUUUGCUAUCAUUUGUUUGAAAGUAAUUAUCAUUAACUGAUCCAAUAGUCCAAUAGUCUUGUGCUUCAUUUUCACCAUUUGUAUACAAUGAUGGAAAUAGUGGACAAUCGCCACAACAUGUCUCAAUACAAGCAGAACUCGGAGGACGGGGGGUAUAUGGAACAGGAGGAGGAAUGGGAACGGGAGGGCCUACUCGACCCCGCCUGGGAGAAGCAACAGAGAAAGACAUUCACGGCGUGGUGUAACUCCCAUCUCCGCAAAGCGAACACUAAUAUUGAUAACAUUGAGGAAGACUUCAGGAAUGGUCUGAAGUUAAUGCUUCUGUUGGAAGUGAUAUCUGGGGAGACAUUAGCCAAACCGGACAGAGGAAAGAUGCGCUUCCAUAAGAUCGCAAACGUGAACAAAGCCCUCGACUUCAUUGCCAACAAAGGAGUCAAAUUGGUUUCUAUCGGCGCUGAAGAGAUAGUCGACGGCAACACGAAAAUGACUUUAGGACUCAUUUGGACUAUAAUUCUUCGGUUCGCUAUUCAAGACAUUUCUGUUGAAGAAAUGACUGCCAAAGAGGGUCUGCUAUUGUGGUGUCAGAGGAAGACCGCCCCCUAUAAGAACGUAAACGUCCAGAACUUCCACUUGAGUUGGAAGGAUGGCCUCGCUUUCUGUGCCUUAAUCCACAGACAUCGGCCAGAUUUGCUCGACUACUCCAAGCUCUCUAAAGACAACCCGUUAGAGAAUCUGAACCUCGCGUUCGAUAUCGCGGAGAAACACCUGAAUAUUCCCCGAAUGUUAGACGCGGAAGACAUAAAUAACAGUCCAAUGCCUGAUGAACGCGCUGUCAUGACUUACAUAUCCUCCUAUUACCACACAUUCUCGGGCGCCCAACAGGCGGAAACGGCUGCCAAUCGCAUCUGCAAAGUGUUGAAAGUAAACCAAGAAAAUGAACGCUUAAUGGAAGAGUACGAACGGCUGGCCUCUGAUCUCCUCGAAUGGAUUCGCCGAACGACUCCAUGGCUUAAAAACAAGACAACAGACAAUCAAUUGGCGACCGUUCAGAAGAAAUUGGAAGAGUUUAGGGCUUACAGGAGAGUCCAUAAGCCUCCUCGAGUGGAGCAAAAGGCUAAACUGGAGACCAAUUUUAAUACAUUGCAAACUAAACUAAGACUAAGCAAUAGACCGGCUUAUAUCCCAACCGAAGGCAAAAUGGUGUCAGACAUCGGCAACGCCUGGAAAGGCUUAGAACACGCAGAGAAAGGCUUUGAAGAAUGGCUCUUGUCUGAGAUGAUGAGACUCGAGAGGUUAGACCAUUUGGCGCAGAAGUUUAAACAUAAGGCAGACAUUCACGAGGAGUGGACUAAAGGCAAGGAAGCGAUGCUUCAGAGCCAAGACUUCCGCAACUGUCGUCUCAAUGAAGUGAAAGCCCUGAAGAAGAAACACGAGGCCUUCGAAUCGGAUUUAGCCGCACAUCAGGACAGAGUGGAACAGAUCGCUGCCAUCGCUCAGGAGUUGAAUUCAUUGGAUUACUACGACUCGGCCGGUGUGAACGCCCGGUGCCAACGCAUAUGUGAUCAGUGGGAUCGACUCGGAAGCCUAUCUCAGAAGAGAAGCAGUGCUCUCGAAGAGGCCGAACGUGUUCUCGAAAAAGUCGAUCUUUUGCACCUGGAGUUCGCCAAAAGGGCGGCGCCGUUCAACAACUGGCUCGACGGCGCUCGUGAAGACUUAGUGGAUAUGUUUAUUGUUCACACCGUCGAGGAGAUCCAGGGCUUGGUUGAGGCGCACGAACAGUUCAAACAGACUCUGGGAGAGGCAGACAAAGAGCACUCGUCUAUUGCAUCGCUCUCUCAAGAGGUUCAGUCAAUCGCAACGCAAUAUCAGAUUCCCGGAGGCAUAGAGAACCCCUACACCACACUCACCGCACGGGACAUCACCAACAAGUGGACAGAAGUGAAGCAAUUGGUGCCAAAACGAGACCAAACGCUUCAAAGCGAACAACAGAGACAACUCCGAAAUGAAGGGCUGAGACGUAAGUUCGCCGAAAAGGCUAACGGAGUCGGCCCUUGGAUUGAACAGCAAAUGGAUUCAGUGGCAGCCAUUGGAAUGGGAAUGUCGGGCACUCUGGAGGACCAGUUAAGCAAACUGCGACAAUACGAGAACGCAGUCAAUGUGUACAGACCUCAUAUGGAUGAGUUAGAAAGGACUCAUCAGGAGGUCCAGGAGAAUAUGAUCUUCGAGAACAGAUAUACCCACUACACGAUGGAGACACUACGUGUCGGUUGGGAACAGUUGAUGACUUCGAUCCACAGAAACAUCAAUGAAGUUGAGAACCAAAUCCUUACGCGAGACUCGAAAGGCAUUACAACUGAACAGUUGAAUGAAUUCCGGGUGUCUUUCAAUCACUUCGAUAAGAACAGAACCGGAAGACUCAACGAUCAGGAGUUGCGCUCAUGUCUGGUGUCAUUGGGUUAUAGCAUACGUAAUGACAAACAGGGAGACUCUGACUUCAGGCGUAUUAUGAAUAUAGUGGACCCCAAUAACACCGGUUACGUCUCGUUUGACACUUUCCUCGACUUCAUGACCAGAGAGAGCACAGACACGGAUACUGCCGAACAAAUCAUCGAUUCUUUCCGUAUUCUGGCUUCAGAUAAGCCGUUUAUAACUGCUGAUGACUUGCGUCGGGAACUGCCACCGGAUCAGGCCGAGUACUGCAUCCAACGUAUGGCGCCAUAUAAGGGGCCGAACGCAGUGGUCGGUGCUCUCGAUUACAUGUCAUUCUCGACGGCAUUGUACGGCGAAAGCGACCUUUGAAUGGUGUGCUGAAGACUAGUCACUGAAUUGCCAUUAAAACUACUUUUCAUCGAUUCUUAAAUUAUAAAAACGCUUAGAUUUCAUACCUUUUAAUAAUCAUUUAAUGAAUAUAUUAAUGAAAGUAAUUGUGUCUUAAUUUAAGUAAUAUUUAUUAUAAAGAAAAUCAAUUCAUAUUUAAUUAAUGCAAAAUUGAGCUCAAUUUGAAAUGCGGCCCAACUUUCUAUACAAUAUGACAAUUAUUACUACUAUUUGAUAGUCAUUUCAUUGAAUGUUUGUUUAGUUUGAGUGCCGUUUGAUUGCGUCUCUUAUAUGUGUUUGUGAGCUCUGUUUAGAUGAUAUACUCGACGACAAUGUAUUGCCAUUCGAUGCAAGUCUUCCCCAAUCUUUCAUUCCUUAAACCCUUUUCCCAAAUGUCUCCCCAUUUGUCUGAUUAUUAUUUGUAAAAUAAAUAAAUGUUUUCUCAAAAAUA
Messenger RNA from Oppiella nova, 3473 nucleotides. NCBI's taxonomy places the organism in Eukaryota, Metazoa, Arthropoda, Arachnida, Sarcoptiformes, Oppiidae. The record is from the annotation of a GenBank genome assembly.